UCUCUUUCAGUCUUUACUCUCCCUUUCUUUCUCUUGUUAUAGUUAUCGUUGAUCGAUUCGUAAUGAUUCGAUUAUUAUUAAUUAUUAUUAUUAUUAAUAUUAUUAUUAUUAAUUAUUAUCGCUAUUACUUUUAUUUGCGAGUAGUUCUGUAAAUAAAGUUUUCGUUUAAUUAUGUAUUAUUGUAUAUUUACAUGAAGAUGAUUGAUAUAUUUCCACCUGAUAUCCAUUAAAACAAAUAGCAUCAAAAGCAGAAAAAUAUUCCUUUUUGAAGUUAACCAUUUACCUAGAAGGUACUAUUACACUUUACGUUAAGUGAUAAGAUGAUAUAGUAUUUCAGUUGAAAACUUAUAUCAAUAAGGGCGCUUAAUUAUUAUGCUUAUCAUUUUUCUGAUAGAAUAAAAUGAAAUUUCAAUUGUAAACAGCGUGUGGUAGGGAGUGUCACGUGGUAUUCAACGACAGUAAUAUGAUGGCUGAUGGCGGUCAGCUUAGGCUAGUUAAUGGCAACCAGUAUUGGUUGGAAAUUUUGACAUUAACGUCAAUGUUAUAUUAUUUAGCGAAAUAAUCGAAUCUUCUCUUGUAAACAUACACUAACUUGGUGUUUCAGUGCAAUCAUAGAAUAAAAAGAUAUGAAUUUAAAUGGAAUUCAUAAAAAUUGAAUCAUAUUUGUAUCAUGUAAAUUUAAUGAAGAACGAAAUCACAUGAAAUUGUUCAGCUUUGUGAUGAUAGGUGAUAUCUUUUUCAGUGAAGAGUAUGGAAUAAAAGAAAAUGUUCGUAAAAGACCCCUGUGGCAUCGUGUGUAUCAUAGUUACGUACAUCGCUGUCUUUUAUGCGGAUUACGUCGUUGUACGCUGGGUUAUCUUGCAUAGUUUACAAGACAGUUUAUGGGGUCCAUUUCAUGUAGUGGCUUUCAAUACUGUAGUAUUAUUAUUGAUAAUGUCACAUUUGAAGGCAGUCUGCAGUGAUCCUGGUGUUGUGCCACUACCACAGAGCCGUAUGGAUUUUUCUGAUAUUUAUACAGAUAAUCCAGAAACAAAAAUUGAAUGUGAUGAGAGAGACAAUUGGACUGUUUGUACCGGAUGUGAAACCUAUAGACCACCUAAAGCACAUCAUUGUAGAAUUUGUAAAAGAUGUGUUAGGAGAAUGGAUCAUCAUUGUCCAUGGAUAAACAACUGUGUUGGAGAAAGAAAUCAAAAGUACUUUAUCCAAUUUCUGGUGUAUGUUGGAAUAUUGGCCAUUUAUGCACUAGGUUUGGUGAUAACAUCAUGGAUUGUAGAAUGUUCCCAAUGCAGUAAUGAUAUUGCUGUUAAACAAAGUCGCAUCUUACACUGUGUUAUAUUGGUUUUGGAAUCAGCACUCUUUGGCAUGUUUGUCGUUGCGAUACUGGUAGAUCAAUUUCAAGGAAUCCUGGGAGAAGAAAAUACAGUGGAACGUGUGCAAAAUAAUCAUCACUAUAAAAGAAAUAGUUCACGUACCUUGAUAUUACUUUCUCAAGUCUUUGGUAAAAGUCAUCCAGUUCUGUGGAUGCUUCCUUGCCAAAAUACACCAAGGUAUACUUUCAGGAGAGAUGCAUACCUAAUUGAUCAUGAGGUUUAAAUGCAUAAGUUAUUGUAUACUAUUAUAUUUUAAAAAACAAAUGCUUCUAUCAUGACUAUUUGUUAUAAAGAAUUAAAACAUUACUUUUUGGUAUAAGGUUUUGGAAAGCAAGAUAUUUAUAUAUGUAAGAACUAUCGCUCGUAAUAUUAAAAGAUAAUUAUAUUUUCUUCUUAUUUAAAACUGGACUGUUUCUAGCAUUUUUUUUUAAGUCUUUUGAUAAGAUCAUAUUUUUCUUAUAAAUUAUUUAAGUACAAAAAGAAAAGUAAUGUAAGAAAUAUUAUCUUGAAGUGCAAAUUAAUAUAAGUUUCAUAUUAUUACCAUUGAAUUGCAAUAUAUAAAAUUCAUAUAAUGUAAGGUAAACAAUUAAUAUGUCGUUUGUUACUUGGAUAGAUCAUUCCAUUAAAUUAAGUUCUUUCAGUUUAAAUGUGCUUUCACUUAAUACUCAUACAAUUGAAUCAAAUUAUUAGCAAUUGUAUAGAAUGUAAUAUUACUGAACGUAUAUUUAAUUAAAUCUUAGUAAAACUUGUAAGAAUGUGCAUGUAUAAAAAAUUGUUCAAUAUAUCUUCCAUCUAAUUUCAUAACAUUUAAAACAUUCGAAAAAUUUCAAUGUUUAGAAUUGAAUACUAGUCUUUAAUAAUUUUCAAAGACAUUAGUAUAAUUUAUUUGUAUUAAAAUUAUGUAAAAUACACAAUUUUAGGUGUUAUGUUGUUAUUACGUUAUAUAUAUGUAUAUCGCGUUAUUGUUUUUUGCGGUAUUUAUAUGU
Messenger RNA from Osmia bicornis bicornis, 2356 nucleotides. It is a transcript of the gene Dnz1, whose product is annotated as palmitoyltransferase ZDHHC7. Gene Ontology annotation, molecular function: protein-cysteine S-palmitoyltransferase activity. The record is from RefSeq and is a predicted model, not a curated record. Gene Ontology annotation, cellular component: Golgi apparatus; endoplasmic reticulum. Lineage: Eukaryota; Metazoa; Arthropoda; Insecta; Hymenoptera; Megachilidae. The transcript has 4 exons. Gene Ontology annotation, biological process: peptidyl-L-cysteine S-palmitoylation; protein targeting to membrane. The coding region runs from base 766 to 1593 and encodes 275 amino acids.